This is a messenger RNA of Daldinia caldariorum, 3660 nucleotides long. RefSeq lists its product as uncharacterized. Lineage: Eukaryota; Fungi; Ascomycota; Sordariomycetes; Xylariales; Hypoxylaceae. Bases 258 to 3254 code for a protein of 998 amino acids. The record is from RefSeq and is a predicted model, not a curated record. The transcript has a single exon. Gene Ontology annotation, molecular function: histone binding; protein heterodimerization activity. Gene Ontology annotation, cellular component: nucleus.
AUUUAGGCGCGUAGGGAAACUCAUUGCAUUGUCGGAUUGUCUGAUAAGAUACGGACGCGCUUAUCCACAUUCAUAGACGCGUUCAAUCAAAGCAGUUACAAUUUACGAAUCUCGAAUUAUACACCCUUUUUUUCAUGAUACUUUUUCAUCUUCUUAUUCCACCUCGCAUAAAUUCUAAGUAAUUAAAUCUCGGCCGUCGGAAUUUAUUUCGAUACUUACAAAAAGCCAUUGAAACCAUGGCAACAUAACGGGAAAUCAUGGAACCUCCUUCGAAGAGAUCGAAGCUUGGGCAAGCCCCUUAUGAUAAUGAUGACGAUGAUGACGAUGAUGGGAACAUAGAUGAGCUUUCUAUGAGCCCUACCCAGUUUAAUGCCAGGCAAGACCCUCUUUACCAAUUGGAUAAGAAAAGGGCCAAAGCGGCAACGAGACUAAAGUCGGCCUUUGAGCGUAUCUUUGAAAAAUAUGAGAGGGAUUUCACUGGCAUCGGUGAUGAGAUUGACCUUGAGACUGGGGAGGUGAUCGUCGAUAAUGGACACCUCUUAUCCCUGGAAGAUGAGAAGGAUCGUAAUCGGGAAGGUUCCGUGUUAAGCGACGAAGAAGGAGCUGCCAAAGUUGCCGAAGUUGCCAAAGGAAAAGAAGACCAGCUGGUAGAAGGCUUUGGACAUCAAUCUUUGUCAACAACUAUACCACCAACUAUGCCACCACUACAUGGUCCAAUACAUGGUCCAAUACACAGUCCUUCUCCAGAUCCAUACGCAGGACUCAGUCAACCUCCUAUGCCUGGUGGAUUCAAUUAUCCACUGCCAUAUCCUGGCAUGCAAUUGCAUUCAUUCGGCCUCUCUGAUCCGUUUAUGUUCGGCCCCCCCAUGAUCGGUAGCAGUUCUGUCGACCCGCUUUGGCAAACCCCAGAGCUCCCAUUACCUACCUUCUAUCAGGAUAGAUUUGGGUUCAUGGGCCAACCUAUGGGAUAUCACCAUCCACUUGGAUAUGGACCGUCGAUGGUGCCAGGGGGCUCAGGGGGCCCAGGGAGCUAUCAUAAUGCUUUCCUCGGUCCUCCCUUUCAGCAACAAGUACCGAAGAAUUUUCCUCAUGCAAAGACAACGAAACAGAAAGUCUUGCCUCGUCCGACGCCGGCUACUAAUGAUUCCGAAGAGGACGAUAUCUUGUCAGGAAACACUACACAGGAUACCACUGAGAUUACGACUAUCGAAAGGAGCAAAUCCUCCCCAUUGACAUCAGUAAUUAAGAAGCUAAAGCGAACGGACCAGAAGGAAACGGAGGUACACUCCGUGAAUGCAACUGAAAAGGGUUCACACAUCCAUCAGAAGCCACAUCGUCGACGACCGAGAAAGGCAGCCGUGUCCGCAGAGCAGUCAUAUUCUCCGAAAGAGAUAAUAUCGCCACCACCUUUGCUAGAGGAAGACUUCGCUAUAAUUGGGCAGGCAGCUGAAAGGCUAAGCCGAAUCGAGAUUUUAAUUCGGGCGAGGGGACCUGCCGAUGUUUUUGAGAAGUCAACCCGAAGUCGUGAGCCCAAAAGUCAUCAAAGCCCAACGACAGUCAAUCCAUCAAAUCCCCCCGAAGAUGUGGUCUUAGAAACUUCUGAUUCGUCAGCUCCAAAAGUAGAUGAAUAUAUAGAUCAUGCAGAGUCUGAGGCUACUCAGCAUGUAGAGGUCACCCAGCCUAUAGUAGGCGAAGAGCUCAAAGAAUUAAACGACAAAGAGCCUGUCAAUCAGGCUGGUAUUCCUACCCCGAAUGAAGAAAGCCAUGGUGACGAGCUACCGGUGGAUCACGAAGAUAUAAAUGAUCAGGAGAUUAUGAUAACCGGGAAUAUGAUAUACGAGGCUGAGAUAGGCAAUCUCCAUUCUAGCAUUGAUAAUUCUGGAGAGACAGAUUUCCUGUUUUCAAACCAUGAGGCCAGCACGUUAGCGACGGGAAUACCAACAGUUAGCAAAACACCGCCGGAUAGCGAGCCUGCAUCGCCUAGUAGCCUUUUGAAUGAGCCGAAACUACUCGAUAGCCUACCGGAUUUGGACCAGACCGAUCGAGGAAUCAACUUAGAGGAUGGUGGCUUGAAAGAUGCAAAGUGUGUAGAUCCUGCAUUAUAUGAUCUCAUGCACAGUGAGAUUCAGGACGCCUCCCAAGAAGUCCUGGAAAUUAAUCCCGCGCGGGGUAAUUCUCAUGAACUAACCCCGAUUCCCCCUGCAACAAUUAAGCCUGAGGAGACCAUUAACCAGUUACCCGAUCCUGUCCAAGAACUAGGAGCUAUGCCACCCUCCGCCUCACCUACUAUGGAAUUGGAACCCCUUCUUGAGCAUGCUACGGCCCAACCAGAUAUCGUGGAACAAGGUCCAGACCUACCGGACUCUCUUAAAGAGGGAGAAGUUGAACCUCCAGUUGCACAAGAACCAGAGAUACCGCCUCUACCACAAUUAAGUCCUUCCGCUGAGACGUCUCAGUUAGUCUUGCGACCCGUAGCUAUCCAAAGUGAACAAGGCAACGAAGUCGAACCAAUAGAUCUUCCAAACCCGCCGAAGAAACGUCCUUCUCCAGCUAAGAAAGCCACAUCCAAAACAUUAGCUCCCAGUACGCCAAAGAAACGUAGCAGAAUGUCAGCAACCGUCCAAAGCCCAAACAGCACCCAUCGUACACCUUCCUCUAGGAAAAGAUUCGCCCUAACAUCCCUUAUUCCUAACGACCCAACCCAGGACGACGACGAGUUAAGCAUUCUCUCAUCGAGCGUCCCUACAAGCCCAUUUUUCAUCCCUGAACAUGACCGUACCAUGACUUCUCGUCACCAUCACCGUCACCAUAAACAUUCAAACUCCUCAUCGCCGCGUAAACCCGACCGUCGCCACGGCUUCCUCAUCGGCUCCAACAAUACGACUACUAUUACUACUACCCCUCACCACCGCACGAGCAAACACCCAACCUUACCCCCCGCCACCGACUCCCGCGCGUUCCGCGGCACGAAGCGCACAUUCGCAGUGGCCAGCAGCCCCGUGGCGCAGAGCUCGCCUCUCGCGCGCACAGUGGUAAACGUAGAUAGCGUCGGUUUCCUCGCUUCUUCGCCGUCUAGGAGAGCGAAGAAGAUAGGAGGUGGAGGGGGGAGUAGAGCCAUGAGCCCGAGCGUCGUGAUGAGGAGUAGUGGUAGUAGUCCUGUGCGCGGUACGUCCGGUGGUGGCGGCGAGACGCGGAGGUGUGGCGAGGACGGGUUCGUGUGUGAUCGCGAUUUCUGCUUUACGUGCUGCAAAUAAGGCACAUAGACUACGGGAGGGUGAUUGGAACGAUGGGGUCGGAUAUAGGUACCUAGGUUAGGUAUGUGAGGUAGAUAAACCUGGCUUUUGAGAUGGGUCGGUGGUGAUAAUGAUAAGAGAUGGAACAGAAGUAUAUUAGGUGCUAUAUACCUUAUAUAUAUAUAUAGCUAGGAAACCUACAUAGCUAGCUAGCUAGUUAGCUGAAGGGAGCUGGUGGCUUCGCCUAGAAUUAGAGUAUGGGCAUAGCUACCCAACCUAGGUAAGCCAGUAAUAACAAGACUACAGGUAUAACAUAUACCUGGUACCUACUAGACUUCAUCUUCGCUGUGAUAUGAGGUAGUUAGUACAUUGUAGUCAUGAUCAUAUACGAUAUAAAAGGAGGUACCUAACCUACGAAGUAGUACGG